Molecule: messenger RNA, 675 nt
Organism: Aspergillus oryzae RIB40
Lineage: Eukaryota; Fungi; Ascomycota; Eurotiomycetes; Eurotiales; Aspergillaceae
Exons: 1
Coding region: 1-675 (224 amino acids)
Source: RefSeq, a predicted model, not a curated record
AUGGUCUUCCACCCAAUUGAAUUGAGGAUCCAAGCUCUAACUCUCGUGGCCUGGGGCAUCCCUGCGAAAGAGAUUGCGGCAUCCCUAGGAAUGCCCGAGCGGACUGUCCAAGAUAUCUAUAGACGUGCAAGGGCCAGAGGAUACGACCCCAGCAAGGAUCCAAGGAUCAAAAUGGAAUAUGUCGAAGAUGCUAAACGAUCUGGUCGGCCUAAGACGAUCACCGACGAAGUCGAAAACUCCGUGGUUCAAUCAAUUAUCCAGGAUCGAGCCGCCGGGAGCGAGAAAUCGUCUAGGAAAUUAGCUGAUGAAACUGGGAUAUCUCAUUCCUCUAUGUAUCGCAUAUUAAAGCGUCAUGGGUAUGUUAUUGCAAAGCCAACUUGGAAACCUGGACUUACUGACGCUGCGAAGGUCAAACGUCCCUUCUGCCGAGACCACAAUGCAGUAGUCCACUUCGAGUAUGUGAACACCCGAAAACGGAAGCGUGUCCACCAGCUGCCUAAUCCGGUACAGGAGUCUGCUAUCUUAGCCUCUGAUUGGCCAGAACCAACAACCAUUGCCCUUUCCGGACCGUCAUAUGCUAUUUUCGGACAUCACCAAACCAGGGACGCAAAACCCCAGGAUUCAACGCCGUGUGAAAGCUCUCAACUACAUGACGUUUCCGGAAAUGCUGAAUAA